This is a messenger RNA of Strigops habroptila (Kakapo), 2741 nucleotides long. It is a transcript of the gene CDC42EP2, whose product is annotated as CDC42 effector protein 2. Bases 231 to 1385 code for a protein of 384 amino acids. NCBI's taxonomy places the organism in Eukaryota, Metazoa, Chordata, Aves, Psittaciformes, Psittacidae. The transcript has 2 exons. The record is from RefSeq and is a predicted model, not a curated record.
UGUCCCUGUCGCAUCCCGGAUCCCUCAGUUCAAGGGGGAGGGGGAUGAUUCCCUCCUUUUCCCAAGGGAACAGCCCGGAUCCCCCCCCUCCCUGCAGCCACCAGCUGCCAGGGCUCCGACUGCUCCCGGAUCAGAUUAGCUGAUGGAUCCCCAAAAUAGGAUCCCCAGAAUAGCCGGGGCCGGAUCCUGCUCUGGGGGUUUUCCAGGAAGGCUUUUCCCUGGAUUCAUGGAUGACGCUCAUUGAAAUCCAGCUCUCGCCUUGCUGCUGGGGCAGCCGGAGCCGCCUCCGCCCCUAUUCCAGGGAAAGAGAAGCGACCUGUGCCCCGAUCCCACCCGAAUUCCGGCACCGCCCUCCCUGCCCGGGAAUUCCCGGCGCUCCCCGGCAGCGGGUGGGGCUCGGAGCCGCCCCAGGAGCUGCCUUCCCUGGAUUUAAGUUGUUUUCCCUGGAUUUAAGUUGGUUUUCGUUGUAUUUUCCCCCUUUCCCGGCUUCCGUUGGUCACCGCGGGGGGAAACUGAGGCACGGGAAGGGCUCGGCCACGUUUCCCAGCUGUAUCCCAGCAUUUCCUCAUCCCUGGCUUUUCCUUAUUGGCAAAGAUCCCGGAUCUUGGUGUUUUCCUGAUCCUGGAGGACCCAAUCCCCUCCGUGGAAGUGCCGGCGCUGCCGGGUCCGCACCAGCUCAUCCCUCAUCCCGAUCCGGCACUGGCUGCUCCAGGGAAGCCACCGGCUCCGGAGCGGACACCGGGAGAGCUUGGGAACCCGCUGAGAUGUCCACCAAGGCACCCAUCUACCUCAAGAGGGGCAGCAGGAAGGGGAAGAAGGAGAAGCUCCGCGACAUCCUGUCCUCGGACAUGAUCAGCCCCCCGUUGGGUGACUUCCGACACACCAUCCACAUCGGCAGCGCCGGCCAAGGGGACACCUUUGGGGACAUCUCCUUCCUCCAGGGCAAGCUCCACCUCCUGCCCCGGCCCCAGCCCAGCUUCUCCUUCUCCAGGACCUCCACGGUGUCCGGGCACGAGGUGCCGGCGCCGGGGAGCCCGUCCCCGCUGCUGAAGAACGCCAUCUCCCUGCCCACCAUCGGUGGGCCUCAGGCCAUCACGCUCCCAUCGGCGCCAGCACCUCCCAAACCACCGCGGCUCCACCUGGAGGACCUCGGGAAGAGGGAUGAGGAUGAGGAGAGCGGCACCAUCCCACCCAAUGGCUUCACCCCCGAGGAGGAGCCGGGCAGCGCCGAGCCCUUCCUGUCCCACGCGGGCUCCCUCCUCUCCCUCCACGUGGAUUUGGGACCAUCCAUCCUGGAGGAUGUUCUGCAGGUGAUGGAGAAGCACCAAGCAGAGGCGGGGGGGGGAGCUCCACCAGCUUCAGGCCUUCAGGAGAGCUUGACGUGAAGGCAACCACAGGGGAAGACGUUGGCCAAUGGUUGAUUGGGGGGGGUUUGGGGGGUUCUUUGGGGUGAAGUUGGUUCUUCAACCAAGCCCUGUGGAUCCUCUACCUCCGGAGCUGUGGUGGGACAUGGACACGGCACCGUUGUCACCGCGGUGCCGGGUGGGUGACACUCGCUGGGGGGGUUUUGGGGGGGGUUUGUGCUUGAAGAGGAGCCGUGGUUGGAGCUUGGUCAUGGUGAAGUUCAACCAAGCACCCAAGUCGUGGAGGUGAUGCCGUGUGUUGGUGGCACUCUUGGAACAUCACCCAAAUCCCAACGUUUCCACGGCGAAUGCGGCUUCACUCUUGUGCCGGGAAGUGAAAAUCCCUCUUGGGAUGGAUUCUGGGAAUAAAAUCCAUGGUUGGAGCUUGGUGGAAUUGGAAGAUGAAGAGAAAGCCAAGUGAGGAGUGAGCGACCACCCGGCCCCAUUCCCGUGCUGGGGGGUGGGAUCCAUCCUCACCGGCACCGUUCAUCCCCACGGGAUGGAGGGAUGAGAGGUGAACGGCUUCGGAAUUCCGAGCCUUGCUGCUUUUAUUGGAUAACUCGCAUGGAACCACUGGAAUUCUGGCUAUGGAGCAAGCGCGGCCUCAGCUCCUGGACUCCAGCACUAAACUCCCAUCAUUUUCAACCCUUUCUGGGAAUUUCGGCCACUUUUGGAUGGCAACAUCCCAAAACCUGGAAUUCCACCCAAAUUCCAACCUUCCAUUAAGCCGGGUCCAGCCACUGGGUUGAGCUUCAGCUUCAACUGAAGCUCUUCCAGCUCCAUUCUCACCCAGUCCAAGCUCCAAUGGGAGAUCCAGCACCAUUCCCAAAUCCCCUCUUUCCUCCCACUUGGUUUAUCAACCAAUUUGAAGGGAAAAACCCCGGGAUUGGAUCAUUUUGGGUGGUUUUCCAAGUGUUUUGUGGGAGGUUUGGCAUUCCCAUGUCUUCAUGUGGUUGGACACCACCAAAUCAGCUUAGAGUGAGCUGGGGAUGGGGAUGUUCCUGUUUGGCCCAACUUCCUCAUGAUUCCCAGCAGUAAUCCCGAAAGUCGUUGCCUGGAUUGGGAAUUCUGAGAUAAUCCCACACAGGUAACAGCCCCAAAUCCCCUUGUUUCACCCCAGUUUUGCUCCAAGAAGCCGGAUUUGGGGCAUGGAUUUGGCACCUCCCUGCUCCCCCCCUCGGCCUCUAUUUGAUAUCAGAUGGUAUCAAAUGAUCCCAAUCCCGGUUUUCCCCCAUUUUUUCCAGGUGUAAUUCCUCGUUUGAGCUACAAAAAAGAACAACUCCAUUUCUUGAAUUAAUCUUUACUUAUUAGCAAUAAAAUCCCUGUGGAUUCUCCUGC